AAACCCUAGUUCUCUCUCACUCGCUUGCACGCUGCUCGGAGCCCCCCGAAAAAACCAACCUUUACUGAAAACUUACAAUGAGGCUUUCAUGGCGUCUGUUGCUUCUCCGAUCUCGCGUCGGCCCGGGGUCUCGUAUUUCCGUACACCACUCGUACUCUCAGGUACCAUCUUUUCCCAACCUUGAGUCCCUUCGAUCUCUCACUUCACUCAUUCACACUCACUCGCUUCACGGUUCGCUUUCUCCUUCAAAACCCAUGAUUUGUGAUAACUUAGUCAAUCAUAUAAACCCUGGAAUCUCUAUGUUUCGGAAUUUCUCAUCCGAACCGAAGCUUGAAUUUAAGGAUUCGGAUCACGCGGUUGUAUUAGAAAUUUUCUCCGAACCGAGGAGUUUGGAGGAGAUUAAGAAUGAUUUAGAGUCAAACAACAUUGUGCUUAGCCACGAGUUCAUAUUAUGGAAUUUGGCAAAGCUUGAAUCUAGUCCUGAUGUUGCCAGGAGGUUUUUUGAUUGGGUUUCGGAGAAUGAAGAAAAGAAAUUGAGCUCCAAGUCUUAUAACUCGAUGUUGCGCAUUCUGGGUCUGAAUGGGUUUGUGAGUGAGUUUUGGGGCUUGGUUGAGGUUAUGAAGAAAAAGGGGUAUGGUAUAUCAAAGGGCGUACGUGAUAUAGCUUUGGAGAAAUGUGAGGGGGAAGGAUUGGCUGGGGACGUUGAGAAGUUGAAAGGGGUGUUUUCUUCAGGGUCGGUGGACAACUCGGAUGAGAAGAUUUGUGUGAGGAUUUGUAGGAUUAUCAGAAAUGAGGUAUGGGGGGACAAUGUUGAAAAACAAUUGAAGGAUUUGAACAUAACGUUCUCUAGUGAUAUAGUUAAAAUGAUUCUAGAAAAUCUAAAUACAGAGCCAAUGAAAGCCCUUAUACUUUUUAGGUGGCUUGAUGAGAGUGAAUUGUUCAAGCAUGAUCAACAGACUUAUAAUGCUAUGGCAAGGGUACUUGGAAGGGAAGAUUGUAUUGAUAGGCUUUGGAAAGUACUUGAUGAGAUGCGGAGCUUUCAAUUUGAAUUAGAGGGGGUAACGUUUGCCACUGUUCUAGGGCGGUUUUGUAAGAGAAAAAUGUUCGAGGAAGCUGUGAACUUUUAUGAAUAUGCAAUGUCUGGUUCGGAUAAGCCUUCAUCACAUUGUGAAAAAUUUCUGUUGAGGAAAAUAGUCACGGCUAAGCAGUUGGAUAUGAGUUUGUUUUCCAGGGUUUUGAAGGUUUUUACAGACAAUGGGAAUGUGUUGACAGAUUCUACCUUAGAUGCAGUUCUCAAGUCUUUAGCUAGUGUUAGUAGAGUUGGAGAGUAUACUAAUGUUUUGAAAGCAAUGGAGGAAUGUGGAUACGUACCCAGUGGUCAUCUGCAGAGUAAAAUUGUAUUCCAGCUUAAUUGUAUUGGCAAAAAGGAUGAAGCACAUGCCUUUUUGGAUAACAUUGAAGAUAGCUAUAAACCAGAUGAGAAGACAUGGAAAACAAUAAUUCAGGGUCUUUGUGCAGUUGGAGAUCUUAAGAAAGCUUCUGAUUGUUUCCAGAAGAUGAUUGUAAUCGAGGAUGCUAUGUCUAUUGGUUCCACUCUUGAUAUAAUUGUGGUUGCAUAUUGCAAAAGGAACAAGGCAAAACAGGCUUACAAUCUUCUUACUGAUCUGAUCAGUGAAAAUCAGGUAACGCCAUGGCAUACUACAUACCAAACACUGAUAACUAAUCUGUUAGUCCAAGAUGGGUUUGGAGACGCUUUGAAUAUCUUGGAGUUGAUGAGAAAUAAUGGAUUUCCACCUUUUAUUGAUCCACUUAUCGAGUAUGUCUCAAAGCAUGGAACUGGAGAUGAUGCUAUAGCUUUUUUGAAGGCAAUGACUUCAAAGAGGUUCCCCUCUACCUCUGCGGUCCUUCGUUUAUUUGAAGCCUUUUUCAAGGCUAGAAGGCAUAAUGAAGCUCAUAAUUUCCUUUCUAAAUGCCCUAGUUUCAUCCGUAAUGACCCUGAUGUUUUGGAACUAUUUUUGUCUGCGAAGUCUAAGAAAGAUGCUCCUACCACUCCUGCAGCUGCUUAAACUUUCAUAGAGAAGUUCUGCUCAAGUAUUUUUCAUUAUAAUGUCAUGUGGAUUGGUCAACGAUCUGACAUUUCAAUGGAUUCCAAACUUAAUAGAUUCCCUGCUACGUUUAUUUGCUAUGUUUAUUGGAACUUUUUCUCUGUUGAUUUUGAUGAAGAUGAUGUUCUUUUGAAGAUUUUUUUCCCUGUUUUUGUAAUAUGAAAAUUGAGUAUGGCUGGGCUUA
Humulus lupulus (European hop) is the source of this 2289-nucleotide messenger RNA. Its product is annotated as pentatricopeptide repeat-containing protein At3g02490, mitochondrial-like. NCBI's taxonomy places the organism in Eukaryota, Viridiplantae, Streptophyta, Magnoliopsida, Rosales, Cannabaceae. The transcript is spliced from 2 exons. The coding region runs from base 78 to 2066 and encodes 662 amino acids. Gene Ontology annotation, molecular function: protein binding. The record is from RefSeq and is a predicted model, not a curated record. Gene Ontology annotation, biological process: RNA splicing.